This is a messenger RNA of Oppia nitens, 1161 nucleotides long. RefSeq names its product muscle-specific homeobox protein tinman-like. The record is from RefSeq and is a predicted model, not a curated record. Lineage: Eukaryota; Metazoa; Arthropoda; Arachnida; Sarcoptiformes; Oppiidae. Gene Ontology annotation, biological process: cell differentiation; regulation of transcription by RNA polymerase II. Bases 1 to 1161 code for a protein of 386 amino acids. Gene Ontology annotation, cellular component: nucleus. Gene Ontology annotation, molecular function: DNA-binding transcription factor activity, RNA polymerase II-specific; RNA polymerase II cis-regulatory region sequence-specific DNA binding. The transcript is spliced from 7 exons.
AUGAGUCAAUACUACUCCAAUCCAUUUAAUUACUAUCAAAAUGGCGGUCAAUUGAUGCCAUACGAAGCAAGAGACGGGAACACCGAUACAAUAAUUAAUGCUUUUUAUAGCACCGGCUUUAACCCGGAAUCUAAUGAGCUAUCGGUUCCUAAAAGCACUUGUUAUGAACAAAAUGGUGAGGCAUUCAAUCUGCUUGCACUUCACAGCCAUCCAUACAAUUAUUGUGAUGAAUACAGCACUUUCUAUACUCAACACAUUAACGAAAGUCAAACCCAAUUUAACGAAAUGCAAAUCAACACAAAUAGCACUUCAAAUGCAAUUAAUAGUAAUACAAAUGAGUCUGAAAUGCAGUACUGGUCAUCACCAGCCACUCCAGCUAUUAGUCAGUUCAAUAUGUCGUCUAUAAUGUCUCCACGCAUUCAAAAUCUUUCUAAUUUUUGUCUACCAGUUUGUCAUCAAAACAUAACAAAUAGAAAUGAAAUGACUCCUAAAAAUCAAUUAAAUGAAUUAUCCAAAUAUUCAAACAGUAAUUCACUGGAAAUGGGUUUUAAUAAUCACGACAACACUCAUAUCAAAACUGAUUGCAAUUUAAAUACAAUGACAGCUAAAAAUGAUUCACAAAUACUAAAGUAUACAAUAAAAGCCAAUUUAAUUUCAGUUGACAAAUUUAUUGAAAAUCAAUCUUCAAGUCAAUGUGCGAAACCUCGAAGUAGACGUAAACCUCGGAUCUUAUUCUCUCAGGUUCAGGUCCAUGAAUUGGAGCGAAGAUUUAAACAACAAAGAUAUCUUUCAGCUUCUGAAAGGGAGGAAUUGGCUAUGAUUUUAAAGCUAACUUCAACUCAAAUUAAAAUUUGGUUUCAGAAUCGUCGGUACAAAUGUAAACGUCAGAGAAUGGACAGGGAGUCCAACCAACACGUCAUACCUAUUGGUCACAUAAGAAGUAAAGUCGAAUCCUUACCAUUAAACCAAUUCCCCCGACGUAUGUCUGUUCCGGUUCUUGUCUCAAUGAUUGCUAUUUAUGAGAGACUGUCUUCUGGAGUAUCGCUACUUUUGGAUGUGACUUCAUCAUUAAAGUUAAAGAGGAGGUGUAACACAAUUAUUGAUAUAAGUGUUCAGCCAAUUGUCGCUGAAGUAGAUAUCAGUGAUUGUGUAAACAAGUAA